Molecule: messenger RNA, 1854 nt
Organism: Rhinopithecus roxellana (golden snub-nosed monkey)
Lineage: Eukaryota; Metazoa; Chordata; Mammalia; Primates; Cercopithecidae
Gene: NIT1
Product: nitrilase 1
Exons: 7
Coding region: 405-1439 (344 amino acids)
Molecular function (GO): hydrolase activity, acting on carbon-nitrogen (but not peptide) bonds, in linear amides
Source: RefSeq, a predicted model, not a curated record
CGGCUUGCGAGUUACCGCCCACUCGCCGCGGCGCUUCUGGCUGCAGGCCGUCCUCCGGAUCCGAUCCUGCGAAUGGUUUUGGCCAUAUCUUCAUGUAGGACCUACUCUCCCGUCGACCGCAGUGAAUCCCACCUGCGGUGCUUUAACUUGUGCAACAGAGAUGCUGCCCAUGGCGGGGAGGGAUGGGCAAACUGGAGCGGGAGGCGGGAGGGUGGAGGGCGGGGCGCGGCUUGGGGCUUGGGUUCCUUUGCGCCUUGCCCACCAUGGAGGGGUUGGACACGAGGGAGGGCGAACUUUCCCCUGAGAGAUUCUGGGGAAAGGGGAAAUAAGCUUCGAGUCAGUAAAACUGCACAAAUGCACAGUCAAGAAGAGAGUCUUGGGAAAACCAAGGAUCGUUCCCGGAGAUGACUUUUGGACUGCGGAAACGUUUGUCAAAGGAAAGGGGCUUCAGUUUAAUGCUGGGCUUCAUCACCAGGCCUCCUCACAGAUUCCUGUCCCUUCUGUGUCCCGGACUCCGGAUACCUCGACCUUCAGUACCUUGUGCUCAGCCCAGGCCCAGAGCCAUGGCUGUCUCCUCUUCCUCCUGCGAACUGCCCUUGGUGGCUGUGUGCCAGGUAACAUCGACGCCAGACAAGCAACAGAACUUUAAAACAUGUGCUGAGCUGGUUCGAGAGGCUGCCAGACUGGGUGCCUGCCUGGCUUUCCUGCCUGAAGCAUUUGACUUCAUUGCACGGGACCCUGCAGAGACGCUACGCCUGUCUGAACCACUGGGUGGGAGACUUUUGGAAGAAUACACCCGGCUUGCCAGGGAAUGUGGACUCUGGCUGUCCUUGGGUGGUUUCCAUGAGCGUGGCCAAGACUGGGAGCAGACUCAGAAAAUCUACAAUUGUCAUGUGCUGCUGAACAGCAAAGGGGCAGUAGUGGCCACUUACAGGAAGACACAUCUGUGUGACGUAGAGAUUCCAGGGCAGGGGCCUAUGUGUGAAAGCAAUUCUACCAUGCCUGGGCCCAGUCUUGAGUCACCUGUCAGCACACCAGCAGGCAAGGUUGGUCUAGCUGUCUGCUAUGACAUGCGGUUCCCUGAACUCUCUCUGGCAUUGGCUCAAGCAGGAGCAGAGAUACUUACCUAUCCUUCAGCUUUUGGAUCGGUUACAGGCCCAGCCCACUGGGAGGUGUUGCUGCGGGCCCGUGCUAUUGAAACCCAGUGCUAUGUCGUGGCAGCGGCACAGUGUGGACGCCACCACGAGAAGAGAGCAAGUUAUGGCCACAGCAUGGUGGUAGACCCCUGGGGAACAGUGGUGGCCCGCUGCUCUGAGGGGCCAGGCCUCUGCCUUGCCCGAAUAGACCUCAGCUAUCUGCGACAGUUGCGUCAACACCUGCCUGUGUUCCAGCACCGCAGGUCUGACCUCUACGGCAAUCUGGGUCACCCACUGUCUUAAGACAACUUCUGUGAGUUCAGACCCACCCCCACCAGCCCCCACCCCGCCAAUGUGAGCUGGUGCUCAUGUGACUUGGAGGCAGGACCCAGGCACAGCUCCCCUCACUUGGAGAACCUUGACUCUCUUGAUGGAACACAAGCUUCACUUCUUAGGAAAGAAACUUUCACCUGAGGUCAGAUUGCAGUUUCAGAAAGGUGGCAUUUUAUACAGUCAUUGUUUAUUUCAUGAAAACUGAAGUUCUGCUGAGGGCUGAGCAGCACUGGCAUUGAAAAAUAUAAUAAUCAUAAAGACUGUGUCUGGACAUCGCCUUUGGGAACUAGAAGGGGAGUUGGUGUUGUACCAGCUGUACUAAGCUCCAGUUCUAGACCUGGCUCAUUCAACAUGCGUCCCUACAUAAAUAAAAGUGCAACACUCA